Messenger RNA from Symbiodinium sp. CCMP2456, 3336 nucleotides. NCBI's taxonomy places the organism in Eukaryota, Dinophyceae, Suessiales, Symbiodiniaceae. The record is from the annotation of a GenBank genome assembly.
AUGGAGAGAACAACCAAUGCCUUUGGACGCAUUCCCUGCGAGAUGCUGCGACUGCUGAUGCUGCCAAGCAAAGGCCUCAUGGUUUUAGAAACAUUGAGCCUAGCCCUGCGUCACGUGGAUUAUGGUGCCCAGCGCGAGCACAACGAGGUGUUUGAGCGCAGCUUCUUGCGUGCGCUCUCGCAAUUCCUCAUCCGUGAGGGUGGCGUUUGGGAUGCCGAUGUGUCCGACGGCUGGUCGUGGGUCUAUGGCACCUUCAGUGAUGAGCUGCUCAGAGCCCUCGAAGUGGUAAGGCCCAAGGUGGAAGCCGUGCGGAGCUCUUGGAAUCAAAUCAUCACCAAGUCGGUGAUGCAAUCUGAGUUCUCGGACGACUCACACACAUCUGGCACUACACAGAUUUCGAGCCGGCGACACAGCGUAAGCGGCCGCACGAUUGCGAGCAUGCACGGGACUGGCGGCCUGCUGAGUGGAGGACGUAGCCACAAGAGUCACCAGAAGCGAAGCACCCUGAAUGCGGAAAUGUCCAACGAAGAUGGCGUUGAUGGACGUCAGAAAGCUUUGGUUUCUGUUGGGGCGGCCAUGGCUCGACGGCUUCAGGAAGGCAUCGCCCAGUCCAAAGAGAAAACCAAAUUUGCCUGGAGCGAGAAGCAUGGACAGAAGCUCGGCACCGCCUUGGAGCUCGUGGUCUCCACUGCCACGCGGCCCAAGGAGCUCGAGAGGAACUUGUUCAGAUUGGCCCAACGUCACGUCGAGUUGGGGGUGAAGCCUGCACACCUCAAAGUCUUCGAAUCUUGUCUCUUCGACCUACUGGCAGUAAACCUUUCUGCAGCUGCCUUCGAAAGUGCCCAGCUUGCCUGGAAGUGGCUAUGGGACAUCGUAGAGAGAACCUUCGUGCAAGUGCUCGUGAACUGGGAGACCAUGCAGACAUCACUGACGGCGUCGUGGGAGGUCAUUUCACAGCGUGCAGAUUCUGCAGUAAAAGUGGCAAGGACCUUUCACAACACCCUGUUGGAUCGCGUGAUGGUUUUUCGCAGCAUGUUCAAGAAACGAGACGAAGCUCUUGCUUUGGUCUUUGCCAAAGCUCUGCAGCUGCUGGUGGAUUGUGUCCACGACAGCUCCCUCAUUGAGACGGAACUGGAAAAGAUUUCCGUCAUGCACUGCAAGUUCGACUUGCAAGCGUGGCACUUUGAGAUAUUCGGGCAGAUACUGCUAGAGACGCUGCAAGAAUCUGGUGGACAGGCGUGGUGCGAUGACUACACAGAGGCUUGGUCAAUGCUCUACGGUAUGGCUUCGCAGACUUUCUUGGAGGCCAUUGAUAGCUCGCGGACCAGCCUUUGCAGUGCGCUGCUACAAGGUUCCACCAAAAAAGUGAAGGAAGCUCUCAGCAAGGCGCCACGCGGCGAACGCGCGGCCAGUGCUCUCCAAGUCGGAGUUGGGCGACGACAGCUGUCACCACUUCUUUGGGCACUUCGAGACAUGCACCUCGAGGUGCUUGAAAUACUUCUCAGCGACAUUCUCACGAUCCGUGCAGACCGGCAGUGCUUCUACUAUGGCGUCGACGACCUCUGGAAACGGUGCCCUGCGAUUCUCGAUGCUCUGGUGGAGUUUGCCCCGCAUCUACUGGAGCCGCUGCUGGAUGGCCACAUGUGGGUGAGCCGGGAGACCACGGACGGCUUGCGACGAGUCAACCUCUGGGUGCAGUACAUCUACGGCAACCCUGAAGAGUUGGAGCAUGUGUUUGCAGGCCCUUUGGGGACCUUGGUUGAGCGACUGCCUGAGACUCACAUCGAGGUUUUUCGGCACCCUGUCAUCUCGGAGACCGUCAACCUCAAGUGGCACCAGUUUGGACGAAGGCGGCUCAUAGCCGUUUCCCUGCAGCAGAUCACCUGUCUCGUCUCUUACCUUGUCGUCAGUAUGUCCGGUGACUUAUCUCUUUGGCUCCGCCUUUGCGCCUGCGCUCUCUGGGGAACGAUCACUGCCAUCCAGCUGGCGCACGGUUGCUACAUCGCCGUGUGGGAGGCUUGCACGCAGCGGUGCACUUCACUGGACUUCAAGCUUUGCCGGCUCAAGGUGCCGCGGAGUCUUUGUCAGUUCUUCGUGCAGCUGCGGCUGGUUUGCUGCCUCCUCUCUCUACUCUUGAUCGAGACCAUGGUGGUGACCUGCUUCGAGAGCCGCUCAGAUGCAAGAUGCUUGGAUGGAGACCAUGCGUCACCUCGAGUUCUGUCGGCGAGCGUUGCCUUCCUCCAGUGGAUCCAGAUGGCCGAGCUAUUCAAGCUUCAUGGAAAGAUGGCGGCUGUCGUUUUACUGGGAAAGGCUAUGAUGGAGGAUGCACUGCGCUUCAUGAUGGGCCUGGGGCUUUGGCUCAUCGCUGUGGGUGCAUCACUGCACAAGCUUCAGGACGAUGAGACCAGGCCGCAGAACGGCUUCUCCAGCGCUUACAACUUGUUCGCACACGUCCUCGGCGUCGGCACAGACACGGACUUGACAUACUAUGAGUCCUCAGAAGCCUUCGACGCGGUCGUUCGCAUCGUCUACUUGGGUGCUCUGUGGGUCUCAGUGGUUCCGAUACUCAACGUGCUUAUCGCGGCGAUGGUCUCAACUUACUCGAAAGCUGAAUCUAUGACACUGGGCCUUGCGAUCAAGGCCAGGGCGGGCUUCGUGCUCCGCAUGGAGGAUAUGCUUCGAUUCAAACGGCGCCUGCACUUCUUCAAAGACGCCGGCUUCGACAUGGCGCUUGCUUUUUCGGAGCACGACAGAGGCCCUAGUGGGGGCAUCUCCAUGAUGUGCGACACCCUCCAACUCAAGGAGCAUGGCAGCUUCGGGCGCCGGGUCGGCGCAGUCCUUUUCUUCUCGGGAGAGACUGGUACAGAUCAGCCUUGGCCAUCCCAUGACAUCCCCCUGCUCGUCAACCAUGUGAACACUGUCUCCGAGAAGCUGCCCUCGCAGGAACUACAUCGCGAGCUGCUGUCGGAGCUGCGUGUCAUCCGCGAUGCCACAUCACGGGCGCGCGCUGCCUCUGCCUCGCGGGAACCUGUUGCAGCACCACCCGUGGAGGUUACACUGCAAACCUUGGCAGCAGUUGCUGAAGCGUCUACAGACCAGCACUGUUUCUUGGCUGUGGAAGGCCGCAUCUAUGAUGUGGGCGCAUACCUUCAGAAUCAUCCAGGUGGCAGCUCAGUGUUGACGUCGGGACGUGGCAAAGAUGUCAGUGAGCCCUUUCGAGCAGCCCACUCUCAGCUGCUACGGGCACGGGAGGCUUUGGCUCAGCUUCCGGUGCUGGGCAUCUUGUCCCACGGCGAUGCCCCGCCCGAGAGCACAGUGACGAAGGUCUUCGUCUGA